Triticum dicoccoides is the source of this 2416-nucleotide messenger RNA. Its product is annotated as beta-glucosidase BoGH3B-like. The record is from RefSeq and is a predicted model, not a curated record. NCBI's taxonomy places the organism in Eukaryota, Viridiplantae, Streptophyta, Magnoliopsida, Poales, Poaceae. The coding region runs from base 191 to 2338 and encodes 715 amino acids. Gene Ontology annotation, molecular function: beta-glucosidase activity. Gene Ontology annotation, biological process: glucan catabolic process. The transcript has 8 exons.
UCCUCUUGAACUCCCUAUCUUCUCCACGAGACAAGCACCCACAGCACAGCACGCAGCACGCAACCGCUUGCUAGCCCACCACGGGUAGCUCACCGCCUGCCGCUGUAGACGACGGUGCUCCAGCCUCCAGCAUCCCCUUCCCAACCGCUGAUAAUCCAUUUUCCCUAUCCACAUUGAGGCGUCGACCACCAUGCCCGGCGUGGCGCCGCCUCAAACACCUCGCCGGCUGCUCGCCGUUCGCGCCUGGCCCGCCUUACGCAUCAGGGUGGUAGCGCUGUCCCGAGCUCCCCGUCGACUACCACAUCGCACGCACCUCACCAGCCCGGCGCGAUGCAGCGCGCUGAGCUCCCCGUCGUCGACAUCCUCUGUGUGGCGGGAACAAAAUCAAUACUCUGACUUGUGCUCACCGGCCGGCAUGGCGGCAGCGCAAGAACAAGGCGAGGAGCGGCCGCUGUACAAGGACCCGUCGGCGCCGGUGGAGGCGCGCGUGCGCGACCUGCUGGGCCGCAUGACGCUGCGGGAGAAGGCGGGGCAGAUGGCCCAGAUCGAGCUCUCCGUGGCGUCGCCCCGCGCCCUCGCGGAGCUCGGCGUCGGCAGCCUCCUCAACGGCGGCGGCAGGCCGCCCUUCGACGGCGCCUCCGCGUCCGACUGGGCCGGCGUGGUCGACGGCAUGCAGCGCCUCGCCCUCUCGUCCCGCCUCGCCGUCCCCAUCAUCUACGGCAUCGACGCCGUCCACGGCAACAACAACGUCAUCGGCGCCACCAUCUUCCCCCACAACGUCGGCCUCGGAGCCUCCAGGCACGUUACGUACCGGUCGACCACGUUGACCAAUAUAGUAACCUUUUUGUACGUUUAUUACAUACAUGCUCCCUUCAUUUCGUGCAGGGAUCCCGAGCUUGUGCGGAAGAUCGGCGAGGCGACGGCGCUCGAGGUUCGCGCCACCGGCAUGCACUGGACCUUCGCCCCCUGCGUCGCUGUUUGUAGGGAUUCGAGGUGGGGGAGAUGCUACGAGAGCUACAGCGAGGACUCAGACAUCGUGCGCUCCUUCACCACCAUCGUCACCGGUCUGCAGGGCCAGCCACCGGCAGACCACCCUCAUGGCUACCCGUUUCUUCAUUCGGUUAGGGAGAAUGUGCUUGCGUGUGCCAAGCAUUACGUAGGGGGUGGUGGCACUCACAAGGGGGUCAAUGAAGGGAACACCAUUUGCUCUCAAGACGAUUUGGAAAGGAUCCACAUGAAACCUUACCCUGAUUGUAUAAGUCAAGGGGUGGCAACGAUCAUGGCAUCCUUCUCUCAAUGGAAUGGGGAGCCAUUACAUGCCAGCCACCAUUUGCUCACGGAAGUUUUAAAGGACAAGUUAAGCUUCCAGGGUUUUGUGGUGUCGGACUGGGAAGGUAUUGACCAUCUUUGCGAGCCUCGAGGGUCUGAUUAUCGACAUUGCAUUGCACAAGCAGUUAAUGCUGGAAUGGAUAUGGUUAUGAUACCUUUCAGAUUUGAGAAAUUCUUGGAAGAUCUUGUGUUCUUGGCGGGGGAGAUACCUUUGUCACGGAUCGAUGACGCCGUUGAGCGGAUUCUAAGAGUUAAGUUCGUAUCUGGAGUUUUUGAGCAUCCAUUUUCAGAUCCAGCUCUACUCGAUGUAAUUGGUUGCAAGGAGCAUCGUCUGCUAGCACGUGAGGCUGUUCGAAAGUCUUUGGUACUUCUGAAAAAUGGCAAGAAUCGGAAGGAACCAUUCCUUCCCUUAGCCAAAAAUGCAAAAAGAAUACUCAUCGCAGGGACACAUGCUGACAAUAUUGGAUACCAGUGCGGUGGGUGGACAAUAUCUUGGCAUGGUGAUAGUGGAAAGAUUACUCCUGGUACAAGCAUAUUAGAGGCCAUACAACAAUCUGUGGAAGUGGAAACUGAAGUUGUGUAUGAUGAAUGCCAUGCUACCAUUGAAGCAGGCAAAUUUUCCUAUGCAGUUGUUGUAGUUGGUGAGGUACCCUAUGCAGAAAGCUUGGGGGAUAGAACCGACCUUAGUAUUCCAUUCAAUGGUUCCGAUCUUAUUACUCGUGUUGCCAGUAAAGUCCCUACCCUAGUGAUUGUUAUUUCUGGAAGGCCCUUGGUUAUUGAGCCGCAAGUACUUGAGAAAGUAGAUGCUCUAGUUGCCGCUUGGCUGCCUGGAAGUGAGGGCAUGGGAGUUGCUGAUUGCCUCUUCGGAGACCAUGAUUUUGUGGGCACGUUGCCUGUAACUUGGUUUAGAUAUGAUGAGCAGCCGCCUAUAAAUAUUGGAGGUGCUAACUAUGAUCCAUUAUUUCCUUUUGGAUAUGGGCUGAAAUGUUCAAAAGCCAUUGAGAUUUAGCUUGAUGUCAUGAAAUAUUUGCUGAUCAUACAUUUGAAUUACCAGAAUAUUGUUACAUAUGUGUGUUGUACAGUUGAG